Aspergillus novofumigatus IBT 16806 is the source of this 658-nucleotide messenger RNA. RefSeq lists its product as uncharacterized. The record is from RefSeq and is a predicted model, not a curated record. The transcript has a single exon. The coding region runs from base 147 to 518 and encodes 123 amino acids. Lineage: Eukaryota; Fungi; Ascomycota; Eurotiomycetes; Eurotiales; Aspergillaceae.
GUGUGCAAGGCGGGUAUGACGGGGCUGAAGAAGCGGGAUCGGAAAAAGGGGAAGGCGAAAGCGAAGGGUGGUGCUUCGAAAGUUACCAAGGCUUGACCGUGGGGGUUGGUUAUCUGUGAUGCGGCUGAUGUUGGGGUUUUGCAUUUAUGGCGUUAAUGCUGGCUUUUUUUCUAUAUCCUUUUGCACUAGAUCUUGUUGCAGUGCAUGUGGUAUGCAAAGGUACCUUAAUUGUACUUAAUUGUCAUGGCAUAUGGUUUGCUGGCGGUCUGGACCCAGUUUGCCUGGUCCAGUAUCAAUGCCUCAUCUGCAACUUUCAAUGGAAACGGGUAUAUUGGCAAUCGAUGAUACACGCUAAAGGUACAGGUUUCAUUAGGGAGUACAUAUCCAAUGCGAGACUUGAUCCACCGAAGAAUCUUAUGACCGCCCAAACAGACAUGGAACAGCAGAGAAAGAUCAUACAAGAGGAGUCGUUAGAGACCAAGAAUGCGGUGCGCCCAAGCGAGAAGGCGCCUGAAUGAGAAACGAGAGGACAUUAAAACACGGUACUGAAAAAAAUAGGCAAGAGAAAGAUAGGUAUCAGGGAAAGACGAUGGAGGUGGAUUAUGACAUGGUUAGUCCAGAUCCCAGGGAUCGAGUUUCUUCGUGACAUCCGACCCUG